AAGAAGGUUUUAUUUACACCGUGUUUGAGUGAGUUAGUUAUAUUGUGAUAGUGGUAUUUGUUGAAAAUGACAGCUCCUCCGGCUGCUUUAGUCAACAGAAAUAAAAAACAUUUUCUUGGAAUACCCGCGCCGCUAGGAUAUGUCGCUGGUGUUGGUAGAGGAGCUACUGGCUUUACCACAAGAUCUGAUAUUGGUCCAGCUAGAGAUGCCAAUGAUGUUUCAGAUGAUCGUCAUGCACCACCUAAUAAAAGAAAGAAAAAAGAAGAAGAAGAAGAUGAUGAUGAAGAUUUAAACGAUUCUAAUUACGAUGAAUUUUCUGGAUAUGGAGGUUCAUUGUUUAGUAAAGAUCCUUAUGACAAAGAUGAUGAAGAAGCCGAUAUGAUCUAUGAAGAAAUAGAUAAGAGAAUGGAUGAAAAACGUAAAGAAUAUAGAGAAAAAAGAUUAAAGGAAGAAUUAGAAAGAUAUCGACAAGAAAGACCUAAAAUACAGCAACAAUUCAGUGAUCUCAAAAGAGGUCUUGUUUCAGUUACUGAAGAGGAAUGGAGAAAUGUUCCAGAAGUGGGAGAUGCUAGAAACAGAAAAUCACGGAAUCCUAGGGCAGAAAGGUUUACCCCUUUACCAGAUUCAGUACUUACUCGCAAUCUUGGAGGAGAAUCAACCACUGCCAUUGAUCCUUCAAAUGGUCUUAUGAGUGCUAUACCUGGCACUGCAACUCAAGGGAUGUUAACUCCAACUGGUGACCUUGAUUUAAGAAAAAUGGGUCAAGCUCGUAAUAAUCUAAUGAAUGUUAAACUUAAUCAGGUUUCUGAUUCAGUUGAAGGCCAAACAGUUGUUGAUCCUAAGGGAUAUCUAACUGAUCUACAAAGCAUGAUCCCCAGCUAUGGUGGUGACAUAAAUGAUAUAAAGAAAGCCCGGUUGCUCUUGAAAUCUGUCAGAGAAACCAAUCCAAAUCAUCCUCCUGCAUGGGUAGCUUCUGCACGACUAGAAGAAGUCACAGGAAAAAUACAAGCAGCUCGUAAUCUUAUUAUGAAAGGUUGUGAAGAAAAUCCUCAGUCUGAAGAUCUGUGGUUGGAAGCUGCAAGGUUGCAGCCACCUGAUACUGCUAAAGGUGUUAUAGCUCAAGCUGUCCGCUAUAUUCCUACUUCUGUCCGUAUUUGGAUUAGAGCUGCUGAUCUUGAAAGUGAAAUAAAAGCUAAAAGACGUGUUUAUCGAAAAGCUUUAGAACAUAUUCCUAAUUCUGUUCGUCUUUGGAAAGCUGCUGUAGAAUUAGAAGAUCCAGAAGAUGCUCGUAUUCUUUUAAGUAGGGCUGUUGAAUGUUGUCCUACUAGUGUUGAUUUAUGGUUAGCUUUAGCAAGACUAGAAACUUAUGAAAAUGCUCGAAAAGUUCUUAAUAAAGCAAGAGAAAAUAUACCAACUGAUAGGCAAAUAUGGGUUACUGCAGCUAAACUCGAAGAAGCUAAUGGUAAUAAUCACAUGGUAGAAAAAAUCAUUGACAGAGCCAUAACUUCACUUACCGCCAAUGGUGUUGAAAUCAACCGUGAACAUUGGUUUAAAGAAGCAAUUGAAGCUGAAAAGGGAGGAUCAGUGCAUACAUGCCAGGUACUCAUCAAAGCCAUUAUGGGUCAAGGAGUUGAAGAAGAAGACAGAAAACAUACUUGGAUGGAAGAUGCUGAAUCCUGUGCUUCUCAAGGUGCUUUUGAAUGUGCAAGAGCAAUUUAUAGCCAAGCUUUAGUUACAUUUCCCAGUAAAAAGUCUAUUUGGCUCCGAGCAGCAUACUUUGAAAAAAAUCAUGGUACAAGAGAAUCAUUGGAAAGCCUUUUACAAAGAGCUGUUGCUCAUUGUCCUAAAUCAGAAGUUUUAUGGUUAAUGGGUGCCAAAUCAAAAUGGAUGGCAGGUGAUGUACCAGCUGCUAGAGGCAUUCUUUCUUUAGCAUUUCAAGCGAAUCCUAACUCAGAAGAAAUUUGGUUAGCUGCUGUUAAACUUGAAUCAGAAAACUCAGAAUAUGAAAGAGCUAGACGUCUACUUGCUAAAGCACGUGCAUCAGCUCCUACUCCUCGGGUGAUGAUGAAAUCUGCCAAAUUGGAGUGGUGCCUUGAUAAUCUCGAACUGGCCUUGAAAUUAUUAGAUGAAGCUAUAAAAGUUUUUCCAGAUUACGCUAAACUAUGGAUGAUGAAAGGACAAAUAGAAGAACAACAAAAUAAAACUGAUAAAGCUUGGGAGACUUACAAUACGGCUAUUAAAAAAUGUCCUCAUUCUGUACCUUUGUGGCUCAUGCUUUCAGGACUGGAAGAAAAACGAAAACAGCUAACUAAAGCUCGUUCAGUUCUUGAAAAAGCAAGGUUAAAAAAUCCUAGUAAUCCUCGACUGUGGUUAGAAGCAGUAAGAGUUGAAUUUAGAGCUGGGAUGAGAGAUAUAGCAAACACAUUAAUGGCUAAAGCAUUGCAAGAAUGCCCUAAUGCAGGAAUUCUUUGGGCUGAAGCCAUAUUUUUAGAACCAAGACCACAAAGAAAAACAAAAAGUGUAGAUGCUUUGAAACGUUGUGAGCAUGAUCCUAAUGUUCUGUUAGCAGUUUCAAAACUGUUUUGGUGUGAACAUAAAAUACAAAAAACUAGAGAUUGGUUUAACAGAACUGUAAAAAUAGAACCUGAUCUUGGUGAUUCAUGGGCAUAUUUCUACAAAUUUGAGCUUCUCAAUGGUACAGAAGAAACCCAAGAAGAUGUGAAGAAACGAUGCAUAGCUGCAGAACCUAGACAUGGUGAGCAUUGGUGUAAAAUUUCUAAAGAUAUAAAACACUGGAGACUAACAACAGAGUUCAUUCUUGCACUAGUUGCAAAAGAUUUACCAAUACCCAUAUAAUUUUACGUUGUAAAUAUUUGUAUUUGAUUUGGAAAUUUCUGUAAAUAAUGUAAAUGUUAUUUUCACUUAUUUUAGUUUGUAAAUAAUCCAAUUUUUUAAUAAAACUCAUUUAAAUCAAUGUUAUUACUGUGCUGGUUGAGCUCAUUUAUUUAUAAUUCCAAAAUUAUUUAGUUUACAGUUUACUUUAGAUUGUUUUCAAAUUAUGGUGUCAUGGUUGGAUAUAAAUAUAUUCAAGAGUGAAAUUCAGAACUUUGAAUGUU
Molecule: messenger RNA, 3116 nt
Organism: Nezara viridula (southern green stink bug)
Lineage: Eukaryota; Metazoa; Arthropoda; Insecta; Hemiptera; Pentatomidae
Source: the annotation of a GenBank genome assembly